Molecule: messenger RNA, 882 nt
Organism: Colletotrichum higginsianum IMI 349063
Lineage: Eukaryota; Fungi; Ascomycota; Sordariomycetes; Glomerellales; Glomerellaceae
Exons: 2
Coding region: 1-882 (293 amino acids)
Biological process (GO): biosynthetic process
Molecular function (GO): catalytic activity
Source: RefSeq, a predicted model, not a curated record
AUGAAAGGUCAGACCGCCGAGCUGAGCAAAUACUUCGCGAGCUAUCAUCGCUGGGAGUGCCCAGAAGCUAGAACCUCGAGCACCCACUGUCAAAUCUUCGGCACAAAAGACGGGCCACUGCUGAGAAAGGGACAGACGAACCGCGUCCUGUUCUAUGCGGGAUGCUUCAACCCUCCCCACAUCGGCCACCUCAGCUUCCUCCAACGCGCCUUCGGGGGGACCCACGACAUCAACGUCAUCGCCGCCGUCAUCCUGCCCCUCGACUCCCACAGCCUCCGGUCCAAGCGCAGGGUCAACGGCCAGGACCUGAUCCUGUCCAAACCCGAUCGCGUGCGGCUGUGGCGGUCGGACGCCAGGAUGCUGCCCGAGUGGUGGGUCUACGACGGCACCGUCGACGAGUGGGAUAUCAUGCGGGACAAGGUGGAGGAGGCCAUCGAACGGGACGGGUUCGACUUCCAGUUCGUCGUCAUGUCUGGACCCGACCACAUCUCGAGGUUCAGGACAUACUCAGGGUGGAGUUGGAGCUGCUUCGAGACCGUCACUAGCGACGCCGGGAGACACAGCGACCUCGUCAAGCCCGACGGGUCGCUCUACACCCUCUCAGAUCGUAAGAAUGCCAGAAGACUGGCCAAAAACCCUCUUCAGGUCCUGAAAGUCAAAGUUUGCCGCCUGAAGUGGUCGAAACUCUGGGUGCGGUUCGUCCCGGCUGACGGCGAACCUCUGGACAUCAGCUCGACGCAGAUUCGAGACAUCAUGGAGGGUGGCAAGCUGUCUUUGGAUGAGCUUCAUGAGAGGCUCAAGGGCAUGGCCUUGAGUCCCGAGGUGUUGACCGAGAUCCUCGCCCGCCAGUCAUCGCGUGACGUAUCUCGAAACUGGCUGUGA